GUUAUUUCGCCGCCCUCCAUAGUUUCCAUUGGCGUCCACACCAAAAUCAACACCCAAACCUCCACCUCCACAAAACUUCAAAAUUUCCUCCUCCAGUUUCGCAGUUGCAGACGAUUUAGGGUUAGGGUUUUUGAAAGGGGUUUUCUGCUUCAGGCUUUUCUGCUGCUUCUGAGGUCCAAAGGAGGAGUCUUUAUCGGGUGAUCUUUGUCACCAAGAUGCCAAUGUUGACUGCUGCAAGUACAAUCGUUAACUCGCCUGUAUUGCCAGCAGGUCAAUGCCGUGGACAAUUUAAGCUUUCUAGCCGUGGACCGAAAAAGGUACAUGUUGAUGGAAAAAUGGUGCAUCUUAAGAUGGGAGCGGUGGGGCUUGCACAGUUUCCACUCGAGAGAAGAAAUCCAGUCAUGGUUUCCUGUCGAACACAGUCUGCUUCUGUAAUAUGCGCUAGUGCUUUGAAUGCCAGAUGCGGUGCAGAACAAACGCAGACUGUUACACGUGAGGCUCCAACAAUUACACAUCUUCCUGGCAAGGAGAAGUCUCCACUGCUUGAUGAUGGUGGGAGUGGCUUCCCUCCUCGUGACGAUGGUGAUGGUGGUGGCGGUGGAGGCGGCGGUGGAGGCAACUGGUCCGGAGGCUUUGCCUUUUUCGGCUUUCUACUUUUCCUAAGCUUCUUAAAGGAUAAAGAAAGUGAGGGUUCAUAUAGAGAAAAUAGGAGAAGGUGAUGGAAUUAGAGCGGACGUAUUGUGAAGAUUUUGCAUUGUAUUUUUUCUGCGCAAAUGAAUAAUAAUCAACUUUUAUACUUCGAAAAAGAUCUGUUUAAUGUACGGUUGCCUAAUAUUUAGGCAUCAACAUUCAACACAGCUUUGUAUUCGUUUUCAUA
Malus domestica (apple) is the source of this 877-nucleotide messenger RNA. Its product is annotated as protein FERTILITY RESTORER RF2, mitochondrial-like. The record is from RefSeq and is a predicted model, not a curated record. NCBI's taxonomy places the organism in Eukaryota, Viridiplantae, Streptophyta, Magnoliopsida, Rosales, Rosaceae. Gene Ontology annotation, biological process: thylakoid membrane organization; chloroplast organization. Gene Ontology annotation, cellular component: chloroplast.